CCAAGACCGUCAUAAGGACAAUGGAGAGGGAAAAAGUUCCACCCUCACUAAUGUAAAGACCGCUUCAGUGGAGCAUGGGGUUGGUGCAGCAGCCUCUGACACUGGAAUAUAUCGGAUUAUUCUCCUGGUUGAUUUGUGUUUUGUUCUAGGACUACAAGUAAUGUAUUGGAAAAAUGAACUAAUGUUGCCUUGCUCCAAAGUGGACGAUAUUGAAAAUGGGUUCAACUCGAUCUCCAACAGCACGGUAAGCCUAUGUUCCAAGUUGGCAAAAAUUAUCGUGUUGAAUUUCUUUUGUUGUUAUUGCCAUUAGUUUAAAUGGCCUAUAAUUGGACCGAAUUGUGGCUACUCCAAACCGACAGGCUAUGAUUCGGUUCCAAGUUAACGAAAAUGUAAUAAUUUUAUAGUAGAUUUGAUGAGCCACCCAUUCGUUUUCUCGGCACAAAUCAGUUCAUUCAUUACCCGAGGGAGUUUGCGUUAUUAAUCAAACUAAAUCCCUGCAGCUGCGGGCUGCGCGCACGUUGAAGAGUGCUGCAGUGGCGCUAAUUGCCGAAAGUCAACAAACAUUUAGUUUGAUUUGGUCAUUACGGCUAUUUUUGUUGUUUAAUAUAGCCUAUUAUGUUCAGUCAGAUUUGUCUUCAAUUUCACUUUUAGAAUUGCCCUCCUGCAGACAACUAAUUUGACAGCAGAAACGGAUGAGUUGGUAAUGUGAACCAUCGAAGGGUCCUGUUGCGAAAAGUGCUUGAAGUAGGCUAUAACAUUUUCUCAAGAAUCGUACAAUUUGUUUUGUACACUUUUAUUCUUUGAUGGCAUCUUAUUCGUCGUUGUGGUUGUCAUAGCUAGCAGAAGUGGGGAAAAGUCCAUCCACAGUAUUUUUUUUGCUGCAAUUUCUUUUAACCCCUCACUAUGCCUAAGGAGGGAUGUAGAGGUGCAUCUUCCGACGCUCAGAGUAUAGGCGUACAAGUAAAAGGAGGAAUCAAACAGGUAACCUAUUUUACUAUGCGUAAAACCUUCACUGGAAAUUAUGCCAACUUCGCGCUUUCCUUCUCCAAACUCAGUUAGGCCACAUUUUAUGAAAUUAAUUUUUGUCCGUAGUUUACACAUGGAAAUGUUGUUUUUGUAAAUGUUAGUUGACUUUAAUUUAAUCCAUUACAUUUCUUCUAUCCAGGGCACCUCGGAUGAUAUUUUUGAAGACGAGUCAUAUUCACCGUCUUCGUCUUUGUCUUCAUCCUCUACACUGCAGACGAUGGCAUCAGCCUCUUUGGGGAAAAGCCUUUGUGGAAGUUGUGGUUUGGAGAUAGUUGACAAAUACCUGCUCAAGGUAAGUUGCCGAGCCUAUGACAGGCUUUAUUAGGCCUAUUCAACCAAGGCCUAAAAUGUUUAUGUUAAAUGGUUUUCCCACGUCCGUAAACUAAUAGGCCUACAGUAUUGACAUUUUCAACCGAGAAAGUUUGACAUUGGCCUAUUUGGUAAGUUAGCCUAAAUAAAAUCACAUUUCAGUUAAGAAAGUGUUGACAUUGAACAUUUAUCACUAACAUCGAAAGAUGUUUAUUUUCGUGUACUAAAACUGUAGAUUAAGCUACUCUUUCGGUUGAAUAAAUGUUUGAAGUCUAACUAUGCUAUGGCUACAUUUCAGGUGAACAACUUGUGCUGGCACGUGAAGUGCCUCUCGUGCAGCGUGUGCCAAACUCCUCUUGGAAGACAUGUCAGUUGUUACAUCAAAGAGAAAGAGGUUUUCUGCAAACUCGACUACUUCAGGUAAUUAUGUGGCCUCAGACUGUCUAUCUUAAGCCUGUUUACAUAAAAAAAAAAAUGGAUUCAUAGAAUGAAGUGAGAUAUUUUUCAUUUUGGGGGUUGACAUGACCUUGGGCCCUAUGAGGCCAUGCACUUCCUCAGCCUACAAUUUACAUUUCAUAUGUUUGAGACAAGGUUUAAAUCUUCAAUUUGAACAUAGUUUUUGAUGUAAAAAAAUAACUUCUCAUAACAUUUACAAGUUUAUAAAAGUUGUUAAAGAAUAUUUGCAUUCCCCACAGUUAAGUUAUUAGUAGGCUAGAAUUUAUUUUGAUACAAAUGUGUUGAAUUAGUAGUCUACAAACAUAUCAGUGUCAUGUUAAAAAAUACAAUCCAACUUUCUCACAGGAAGUAUGGAACUCGCUGUGCCCGCUGCGGCAGGAACAUCCACUCCAACGACUGGGUAAGGAGGGCGAAGGGCAACACCUACCACCUGGCCUGCUUUGCCUGCUUCUCCUGUAAGCGCCAGCUCUCCACGGGGGAGGAGUUUGCCCUGGUGGAGGAGAGGGUGCUGUGCCGCAGCCACUACGACUGCAUGUUGGACAACCUGAAACGGGCCAUGGAAAGUGGUAAGCAACAUUUUUAAGGGUAUAUAGAAAGAACAAGGCCUGUAUUUUGAGUAAAGGUGUUUUAUUGUACAAUAUUGACUGUACACAGACCUUUUUUCUACACAUUUAUGAUGUAGCAAUUUAAUUGAAGCUUGUUCUUGUGAAACAUUCAUUGAUAACUAAGAUUCAAGCUUUCCCCUAUUAUAAAUUCAUUUUUCUCAUUCUCCUUUACAAUGUCAUGACCUCUGGUUACAUGUCCUUACAGGAAAAGGUGUGAAUGUAGAGGGAGCCCUGCCAUCAGAGCAGGAAGGGUCCCAGCCCAAACCAGCUAAGAGGGCUCGCACUAGCUUCACUGCAGACCAGCUACAGGUGAACAUCAUGGUUUAUUUUUACUUUUACUUUUCUGCAUGUUUGGAAUUGCACUUGACCCCCCCCCCCCCCCCCCCCCCCCCCCCCAGACUCUACUGAUAGCUAAGUUAUUGAGGAAUAAUGUACUUUCUAUGCCUGUGAUAUGUUUGUCCCACCAAGCUAUCUUAAGAUGAAUGCACUAACUGUAAGUCGCUCUGGAUAAGAGCAUCUGCUAAAUGACUAAAAUGUAAAAGUGCCAAAACCACACCAAGAACAGUAUUAAUGUGUGUAUCUUGUCGGUCAGGUGAUGCAGGCUCAGUUUGCUCAGGACAACAACCCAGACGCUCAGACCCUCCAGAAGCUGGCAGAGAGGACUGGCCUCAGUCGCAGGGUCAUUCAGGUGAGCGCUCUAACAUUUUAGUUUAGUCAAAUAAUUAGGUGUCCCUGAAAUUACAAAGCUUAAUCCAUCCCUGUUCCAUCUCCAGGUUUGGUUCCAGAACUGCCGAGCUCGUCAUAAGAAGCACGUGAGCCCCAACCACCACAUGUCCUCUGCAGCAAUGUCAUCACUACAGCAGUCCAGGCUCUCUCCGCCUCUCCUGGAUGAUCUACAGUACACAGCUUACAUACCAACAGACACACCCAUGCACACGCCCAUGCUUACCGCACUACACACAUACAUGGAUGGUGAGCAAAGUCGGCACUUGGAGAUCACAGGUUCAUAUUUUUACAUGUCUUGUGUAUCAUAGUGAGAUUUUAUUGGAUUUGCUUUAGAAUUCAGUGCAAAGAUCUGAAGUCAAAAUAAUAUUUGAAAUCACAAUAUGAACACUGUAUCAAUAUUACUAUAACCAAUAAUGGGUUUUGGACUAACAAUAGCAUGUUUGUGUUCUUCAGUGCACUCUCCAUCCUCACUGGUGUUCCAGCCUAUUCUAUCCCAUUCCAUGACACAGCUGCCAAUCAGCCAUGCCUGAUCGUUACAUUCCACCCCCUGCAGAACCGGGCCUUACCAUUGGGUCAGAAUGCUGCGGAGCGAUACUCAUCGUCCAUCAAAGGGCAUGUGGUGCGAAUGUUAGAUUAUAUGUUGAGGGUUUAUCGAAGGAGAUACAAUGGUCAGAAUUUAAUGUAAAAAAAAGGCUGUAAACUUUUUGUUAAUAUAUAGUAUCUAUAUUGGCUAUGAAAUUUCAUAAUUUAUUUGACGCAUGUGACUGAGCACUUUGUUUAAAGUAAUGAAAUUAUUUGAUCUCUUAGUUUCUGUUUUGUUGAUAUAUAGCUGAUCUCUGUUUUUGAUGGCUGUGAAGAAAUCUGAAUAAAAGCCAUAUGAUCACUGCUGACAGGGAGGGACUGGACUUCACUAGAUGCUGUCUUGUUUGGAUGUUCAUGACAAACAUAAUGCCAUUUGACACACUUCAGUUUAAC
Messenger RNA from Coregonus sp. 'balchen', 4097 nucleotides. NCBI's taxonomy places the organism in Eukaryota, Metazoa, Chordata, Actinopteri, Salmoniformes, Salmonidae. The record is from the annotation of a GenBank genome assembly.